UCGCCCUGCUGCCUCCCUCCAUUCCCAUUCCUUGCCUCUCUCGCUCGCUCUGGCUCUCGCGCGGGCGAGCAGGAGCAGGGGGGGAUCCCGGCUUUCAAAUCACCAGAGGCAACAACGACGACGACGACGACGACGACAGAUCCGAGGCUUUCUCGAAUCGGGCAGGUCAAUCAAAUCCACCAGGAGUGCCCAUCAAAUCAAAUCGCCUCACCUCAACUCAUCACGUCUCGUCGACAAGACUAGAGUAUAUGCGCAUCCAUUCAUCCAUCCAUCCCCACUGCCGUUUCCCCCCACUAUAUAAACCCCCUCCCAUCCCCACCACUGCUCACCCCUCUCCUCUCCUCUCCUCCGGCGUCUUCCUCCCCCCACCCCCACCCCCACCCCCUCUCCUGAUCAAAGCGCACGCCGAGCAAGCUAGCUAGCAGGUGGUGGUGAGCGCAUACACAUACGCUUACUGUACGCGACGCGGCUUUGCUUGUCGCCAGCACCAUGAUGUCGUCGCCCGCGGAGUCCGAGACCAGCUUCUUCCCGGACCACCUCGCGGAGCAGCAGCAGCAGCAGCAGCAGCCCCCCUUCGCCGAGCAGGAGCAGCUGUGCUACGUCCACUGCAACUUCUGCGACACCAUCCUCGCGGUGGGCGUGCCGUGCAGCAGCCUCUUCAAGACGGUCGCCGUGCGAUGCGGCCACUGCGCCAACCUGCUCUCCGUCAACCUCCGGAACCUCCUGCUCCCGGCCACCGCCAACCAGCUCCCCUUCAGCCCGUCGCUCCUCUCCCCGACCUCGCCGGCGUCGCCGCACGGGCUCCUGGAUGAAAUGUCGUCGUUCCAAGCGCCGUCGAGCCUACUGACUGAUCAGGCCAGCCCCAACGUGAGCAGCAUCACCAGCAGCAGCAACAGCUGCGCCAUCAACACGCCGGCCAUGUCCAUGAUGCCGCCGCCGGAGAAACCCGCGCAGAGGGAGACCCCGCAGAGGAAGAGCGCUGCGUCUGGGACUAAGCAUCCAGAGAAGCGGCAGAGAGUUCCCUCGGCAUACAACCGAUUCAUCAAAGACGAGAUUCAGCGUAUCAAGGCCAACAAUCCGGACAUCACCCACAGGGAGGCUUUCAGCGCAGCUGCCAAGAAUUGGGCUCAUUUUCCACACAUCCAUUUCGGUCUGAUGCCGGACCAAGGCCUGAUGAGGAAGACCAGCAUCCAAAGCCAGCUGGACGGAGCUGGGGAUUGCAUGCUCUUCAAGGACAGUCUCUACGCAGCGGCGGCGGCCGCAGCAGCCACAGCGGCAUCUAGCAUGGGCGCCACUCCGUUUUAGCGUCUUCCCAUAGAAUAUAUUGCCUUAAUUUCGCUGCAUUCUAGCUAGGGUGCUGGGGGGAUCAUAUGAGAUCUUGAGAUGUAUCGUAUCGUAUCUACGAGUACUCCUCUAGUUUUCGUUGUUUCUUCCUGUCCUUUGCCCUUUCCCUAGUCCUAUAUGUUCGCCUAUCAGCUAAUGAGGUUGCUGUGUUUGCCACCUCUUAUCUUAUGGACAUAAAAUAGAUCGAUCUAGUUGCCUCA
This is a messenger RNA of Triticum urartu, 1544 nucleotides long. Its product is annotated as protein YABBY 5-like. The record is from RefSeq and is a predicted model, not a curated record. NCBI's taxonomy places the organism in Eukaryota, Viridiplantae, Streptophyta, Magnoliopsida, Poales, Poaceae. Gene Ontology annotation, biological process: polarity specification of adaxial/abaxial axis; abaxial cell fate specification; fruit development. Gene Ontology annotation, cellular component: nucleus.